This is a messenger RNA of Coregonus clupeaformis (lake whitefish), 603 nucleotides long. Its product is annotated as cardiotrophin-like cytokine factor 1. The coding region runs from base 1 to 603 and encodes 200 amino acids. The record is from RefSeq and is a predicted model, not a curated record. The transcript has 3 exons. Lineage: Eukaryota; Metazoa; Chordata; Actinopteri; Salmoniformes; Salmonidae.
AUGCUGCUAUUGGCUGCAGCCGUGGCAUCGGUCCAGGUCCCAGACCCCUCCUUCAGCCUGUCCAAUGAGAGGACUUCGAUUGAGAGGACGUAUGAGCUGACCAAGUACCUGGAGCAUCAGCUGAGAGAGAUAAAGGACACCUAUUUAUCCUACCUGGGCCCUCCGUUCAGUGACCCAGACUUCUCCCCUCCGCGGCCCAACAGCACAGCCCUAUCCCUACCCAGCGCGGCCACCCGUCUGGAGCUGUGGCGGGGCCUGGAGAACCGUGCCAGGCUGGCCCAGAACCAGAAGGCUUACUCUGUUCUGCUGGGGGCGGUGAGGGAGCUGGCCCGCUCCACCCUCUGCCCCUACCUCCAGAGCUCCCUGCUGCACUUUUCUACAGGCCUGGACGGUCUGCUAGGGUCUAUAUCAGGCCUCAUGAACACGCUGGGGUAUGCCCUGCCGUCCCCCCUCCUGUCCUCCUCCCCUCUGCUGGCGGUGCGGCCGGCGCUCAACGACUUCUCCAGGAAGGUGGAGGGCUUCUGGGUACUGAGGGAGCUGCAGAGCUGGCUGUGGCGCUCCGCCAAGGACUUCAACCGCCUUAAGAAGAGACUCAGAGUCUGA